AAAGAAGCUCCAGAGUUUGAAGCUAUAUUUGUGAACUUUGUGAAGGUUCUACUUCAUGUUUAAUAUGCCACACUUAAUACAGAAUUAACGAUUACAGGAUAUUGUAGCGUUUCCCUGCAUCACAUGAAUACGACAUUAUCCAAGCUGCCUGAAGAUGGGGGGUGUGGAUGUUACAGGUUGUUGGUUGAAUGGAACUCCUACAGCUUUAAAGUUGUAUUGCUGCAAAAUGGAUAUGCCUGGAAUGGACAUGCAUCACAUGGCCACAUAGAGCAACUGAGUCAACUGCUACAACUGUCAGUUGAAGAGUACAUGAAUGAAACCAAAUUGGCGCUGUCCACACAAGGAGGAGCGAGACAUUUCACAUAUCUCAUUGAAGAUGGCAGAUUCGUGUGGAAAAAACUGGACCAAUGUUCCAAGAUCAGGAUGAAAUAUGGUUACAUCCAAUUGCAAGAAACUACAUAUUAUGAGGCAGCAGAGGUGAUGCUGGAUUCAUUGCUGGAGCAGUAUUGCAACAUCAAGAUGGAAGCUGAUGGCCUGCAGAAGACUAAUAUGGUAGCAGAGCGAGAAAGGGCUGUCUUGAUGGAGAAAUUGGUGGAGUACAAGAAGCAAAAGCUGGAGAUGGAACACCAACUGUUUGGCCGAUUCCUGGUAGUUCUUAAUAGCAAGAAGGAGUAUAUUCAGCAGCUAGAAGACAGGCUUCUUGCUGGCAACAAGCAGCCUGCUGUAACCGAGCGUAGUAUCCACGAACCAGUGCAGGAUGAAAGCAGUCCAGAUCAUUAUGACAGUGAGACUGAUGUUGAGAUCACAGAUGAUGAGAGGAAAACUGACAGGAUCCUGCUGAGUGUCACAGAUAAUCUCUUUGAUGAUGACAGAAAGCCAUUGAGCACCAUACCAAAGCGUGUAAGCCGUCCCAAGAGGCAUGUCUUGGAGUCAGAAGCUGGACCAAGUUCAAGGAAAGUCACCAGAACCACUGUGGAGAGUGGACACACCAGAGAGUUCAGCUCACAGGACUUAUUGGAGGACAUUUAAUUAUAGCAGAAACAGUGAAAACACUAUCAUCAUCACCUGAUAUUAUCAGUUCCUCUUGAACAUAUGACACACAAAAGAUGACUGUCACAACUGUCUCACCAGUGAACAAAUUAUAUUCCUCCCAAAGUGAAUGGCAUAUUUGGAAAGAAACGUAACAUGGGACCUUAGACUUCAGCUUUCUCACUGGCCAGAUAAUUAUUGGACUUUGUUGGAAAUUACAGGUAGAUUUUUCUGUCUGUCCACGGGAUUGCGUGACAGGAUUAGUGGGGGCCACUGUCAUCAUGUCUGAUGCAAAAAAGAGCUGGCCUUUGGAAUAUCAGGCCUUUAGAAAUUUCAAAGGUGCAUAUUCCAAAUAGUAAAGACUGUGAACACAUCAUGUGGGUAGCAAUGAAGAAGCAAAAAAGGUGGUUAAAAGACUGGUUCAGUGGGCUGGUGGAAGAUUUCUAUGAUGUGGGCAUACAGAAACUUGUCACGCGAUACAUCAAGUGCCCAACCUUCAUUGGGGUUAUGUAGAAAAAUGCUUCUACAUCUGUAGUAAUGAUGUAAUAUAAUAUUUUUUUUUUAUCACCAAGCAGUCUUUAGUUUCUGGACCCUCAUACUUGCAGCAUUGUUGCAGUUGCAUGCUUGAAGGUAAAAUUGCUUUGCUGAUGAAAUAGAAAGAUGUUUAAUGUAAGACAGCAUUAUUUGAAACUGGAAUAUAUGCAUUGUGGGGUGAGGCAGUAUAAAUGUUUCUUGCAUAACCCAUGCACCAAAGUCAUGAUUUUCUGGAAAUGAAGUGCCCCUCAUAUACCACCAAGGACAUUAUUUCUGACCUCUGCCUCACUGCAGUGUCUGCUGAUUUAAUUUGUCUGCUAGUGCAUGGGCAGUAUCAGGAGGGGCAAGCCAGGCAUCUGCCCCCUUCAUCUGAACCUGGAUUUUCAAAAGGUAUAAAAAAUUGAAGGAAUGAAAGAAAUAUGCUAACAGAAGUAUUCAUAGGUGUACUUGAAAUGCAUAAACUGACGCUUGUAAGCAUAUUUUCUGGUGCUUCCCCCAGAAAGUACACAUAUAAUGGUGGUACCCAUGCUCUAGUAAAUUGUACUGUGGAGUGAAUGAUCUUUCAGUAGUGUGUUAGUAUUUGAUAAUGGCUUCAAAGUCACUGUUGGAGCAUCACUGGAACAGAAAUAUAGGUUCUGGAUGGAAACAAA
Molecule: messenger RNA, 2213 nt
Organism: Cryptotermes secundus
Lineage: Eukaryota; Metazoa; Arthropoda; Insecta; Blattodea; Kalotermitidae
Exons: 5
Coding region: 124-1029 (301 amino acids)
Biological process (GO): DNA recombination; positive regulation of ligase activity; response to X-ray
Cellular component (GO): DNA-dependent protein kinase-DNA ligase 4 complex; DNA ligase IV complex; nucleus
Molecular function (GO): DNA binding
Source: RefSeq, a predicted model, not a curated record